GAAGCGCGAGGUAUACUCUCUCACCUCCUUGCCAAGCUCGAAGACGGCCAGUUAGGACCACACAAGAGAUAUGCCGAUUGGAUACAGAAACAUGGGAGACAGGAACUAGAAGGAUUCUUGUACGGCUGCUUGAGACCCGAAGUUCUCAGCCAUCUCCAGCUGGGAAGCAUGAAUGUUACGUCACUAAAGAAUAUCGGUGGCGAUCUCGCAUAUGAAGGACGAGCUAUCUAUAUACAUGGCAUCUUAGGACUCGAGAGGCGAACACGCAUCUACAUCGGCCAAUCCACCUCCCUCCGCCCCCGCCUCAAACAACACUGGAACUUCCGCUACCGCCGCGACAACCCCUCGCUGCACUACUACGCCAUGCACAACUCCGUCUUCGACGUCUUCUCCGUGCUUGCUACCCUGCCGUCCCCUUUCUCCCCCUCGUCUCAGACUCUCCCGGGAAUGGAUCAGCCGGAUUUGCUCCUUAAUGUCUUGGAGGCGUGGUGCUGCCUUUUGUUCCGGUGUCUGCCGCCGAAGCUGUUGAAGGAGUGUUUGCCUCCGGGUAUACGGGCGGAGAGCAAAGAUUUGCAGAAUGUUGCGCUUAAUGUAGCGAAUCCGUUGGAUCAGGGCGAUAAGGGUUCGAUGCAGUGGGUGGACCUUAGCGGCACCCAAGAUCCUCUAAUUCAAGAAUAUCUGAAAGAGGUGGAGAGGAGG
Messenger RNA from Westerdykella ornata, 699 nucleotides. RefSeq lists its product as uncharacterized. The annotation marks the transcript as partial. The record is from RefSeq and is a predicted model, not a curated record. The transcript is spliced from 3 exons. NCBI's taxonomy places the organism in Eukaryota, Fungi, Ascomycota, Dothideomycetes, Pleosporales, Sporormiaceae.